UGCGGUACGCUAGCCAUCCAGUGGCGUUAAAAACAUCAGUUAGCAGUUAGCAAUCGGCCUAACUUGAUGCUGACUCUCCAAAUAUCUUUACUAAAUUUUAUGCUAAGGUAAAGUCGCUAGUAGUGUUUCGAUCGCGGGCUCGGUCGCACUCUUUUGAACAUUCAACCACUAUCGAUUUCCACUAUCCAAUGCAUUUGUAUCUAAUAUCGUCUCUAGUAUGAAUUCGCACCGGGAAUUCAUCAAGUAAUUUGAUAGUAAAAUAAGGCCCGAUUGAUGGUGACUAAGUGAAGUGCGAAGGCUAAAGAAUUCACUGAAAACAUGGACUAUAGUCAAUGCAAAAUUGGUUUGUUUGUAAAGUGUAUAAAAUAGUAACAUGCAUUUUCAGUGAUACGAAUAGUUAUCUAAAAGUAAAUUGCGAAAAUUCGAAUUUGGUUAUGUAUGGUGAAGAGUGAAUAUAAGUGGCUGCAGUAAAUCAUUUCCUUGUGAAACCAACAUCAAAAUCAAGGAAAUACUACAAGCGAACAGUCAGUUAUUUUGAUACCUGUUGACAUUUUCAUCAAAACUGCGACAUGAUGGAACCUAUUGAUGCGCAACCAACACAGAAUACAGCAGACCAGAUCGACGUGGAGAAAGGCCUCCAUCGGACUUCAUCGACGAACGGCACCACUCCAUGUAAUGGCCACACCAAUAACAACAACAACAACUGCUGCAGCAUCAGUUCCGGCGGCGCCAACGGAGUUCACGGUGGGGAGCCCCAGUGCGGGCCCGUGUCGGCGAAGAAGCCAGGUCGGGCGGCAGUUUGUUUUCGCUACGUCGUCGUGACGGUUAUCAUUGCGUUCCUCGCUGCCGCCGUUGCAGUUUUGUGGUACUACAUGGGUUGGUCGUACGGCUUGCCGGCGCUCAUUGUGGCCGUGCUCGGUAUCGUCGUGUCGAAAGUUGGCUGGCGCUGGUUCUACAUUGCAGCAGUGACGACUCCACGUGAUGUGACAGCACUCUUCGCCUACAUUAAACUCCUAAUACUCGUUCGGAAAUAUCAACGAAAAAAUGUUACAGUUUCCGAUAUAUUCCAAACGCAAGUGGCUAAACAUCCAGAUAAAACCUGCAUCAUUUACGAGGAUAAAGUUUGGACAUUCCGUGAUCUGAAUGAGUUCUCCAAUCGAGUUGCCAAUCUAUUCCAUACUCAUGGAUACAAACGGGGCGAUGUUGUCUGUUUGUUACUCGAAAAUCGUCCAGAAUUCAUUGGAGUAUGGUUAGGCUUAUCGAAAAUCGGAGUCAUUACACCCUUAAUAAAUACAAAUUUACGAGGGCCGUCACUACUGCAUAGUAUUACGGUCGCGAAAAGCUCGGCAUUGAUAUAUGGGGAAGGUUUUAAGGAAUGUAUAAUUGAAAUUUCGAAAGAUUUGCCAUCACACUUGGCACUGUAUCAGUUCAAUAAUGCGAAAAAUGAACCGACCGAAGGAGCAGCUAAGGAUAUGAGUACAUUGUUGCAGUCUGCUUCGAAGGAUAAGAUUCCAGCACAUAUUGAACGAGCAGAUCAUCAUGAUAAGCUGUUGUAUAUUUAUACUUCUGGUACGACUGGAUUGCCGAAAGCUGCUGUGAUAUCGCAUUCGAGAUACAUCUUCAUUGUUGCCGGAAUUCACUACACUAUGAACUUCCGUAAUGACGAUAUCUUCUACACACCACUGCCACUCUACCACACUGCGGGCGGUGUUAUGAGUGUUGGACAAACGCUAAUCUUCGGAGCUACAGUUGUGAUCAAGAAGAAAUUCUCUGCUUCUGGAUUUUUCCCAGAUGUCAAAAAAUACAACUGCACAGUCGCACAAUAUAUCGGCGAAAUGUGUAGAUAUAUAUUAGCCACACCCCCAAAUCCCGCCGAUGCAUCUCAUAAGUUACGCCUAAUUUUCGGCAAUGGAUUACGACCACAAAUUUGGCCCCAGUUUGUUCAACGAUUCAACAUUCCAAAGGUUGGUGAAUUCUACGGCGCCACUGAAGGCAAUGCGAACAUUGUGAACAACGAUAACACAGUCGGUGCUAUUGGUUUUGUUUCACGAAUCAUUCCUUCGGUAUAUCCAAUUUCCAUCAUCCGUGCAGAUCAGAACACAGGCGAGCCAAUUCGCGACGAAAAGGGUCUUUGUCAACUCUGCAAACCCAACGAACCAGGCGUAUUUAUCGGCAAAAUUAUUGAAGGCAAUCCAUCACGUGAAUUUUUAGGCUACGUAGAUCGACAAGCCUCCGAGAAGAAAGUCGUCCGAGAUGUAUUCCGAAAAGGCGACAUGGCUUUCCUUUCAGGAGAUCUACUUGUUGCAGACGAACGAGGUUAUCUAUAUUUCAAAGAUCGAACGGGCGAUACCUUCCGGUGGAAGGGCGAAAACGUGUCUACCAGUGAAGUCGAAGCCCAAGUCAGUAAUGUGGCUGGAUAUCGUGAUUGCAUUGUUUACGGCGUAGAAAUUCCAAAUUUAGAAGGACGAGCCGGAAUGGCAGCUAUAUAUGAUCCUGAUCGAGUGGUCGAUUUGGAACAGUUUUCUGAAAAUAUCAAGAAAGUCCUGCCAACGUACGCGAGACCACAAUUUUUAAGAUUUUUAACGAAAAUUGAUUUAACCGGAACAUUCAAGUUACGCAAAGUAGAUUUACAGAAAGAAGGAUUCGAUCCAAAUAAAAUCACGGACUCUUUGUAUUAUCAAACAGCGAAGGGUAAAUAUGAAGCAUUAACAAAAGAAAUUUAUGAUCAAAUAUGCAGGAAUGAGGUUCGAUUUUAGAAAAUGUUAUGAAAAGGUGAAUCCUAUUUUAGAAAAAUCGUGAACACAUAUUCAUAGUUAUCUCGCAGAGUUUCAUUAAAAGUAAGCAAUAAUCAAUAAACCUUCAGAUCGGAGGAUUCGCUUAGUCGAUCGCUUCUUGUUUAGUGCCAACGUCUUACUGCACCUUUCCCUCCCCAUAACCACAGGGACUACUAUUCAGGAUGUACUACAAAUCAAAAACGAUCAGCUAAACGAAUCACUUUUAAACAAUCUUAGAAAAAUUUGCCAAUCAACUGAGAUUAACACUUGAAUUAAUGUUCGUUGAAAAUGAUAUUAUUAGAAGAGAAUGGUUCAUUUUCUUAGGUCUUCUUCGUAUGAUUGUUUCCCACAAUGCGUCGAUAUAGGUGUGCCUAUUUUUUUUAUAUUUAUAAUGAGUCCGGGAAGUAAUAGUUUUUGUGUAACUAGUUUUAAGUUAAAGUAGCAGAAAUGAAGCAUGAAAAUGACUUUGUACGACGACACACAAAAGACUUAAAUCGAUACCAAGAAAUUUGAAUGGAUAACAACAUCCUGAACAACUUCGUUCAAACUUUCUUGUGAAGAUUUACUGAAUAAGUGAUUAAAGUUAAGUUUUUUUUUUACAUUGCUGCUUGAUUUGUUUUUAUUAUUAUGAUAUUUUGUAUAUAGCAAAACUUGUGGUUGAGAUUUAUAUUAUUAGGACUUUUUCAAGUUUUAAAUGAAAUUUUAAAAAACAGAAAAUUAUCAAUAAAAAAAAUGAAACAUUAGUUGAAA
Messenger RNA from Hermetia illucens (black soldier fly), 3524 nucleotides. RefSeq names its product long-chain fatty acid transport protein 4 (gene Fatp1). NCBI's taxonomy places the organism in Eukaryota, Metazoa, Arthropoda, Insecta, Diptera, Stratiomyidae. Gene Ontology annotation, cellular component: endoplasmic reticulum. Gene Ontology annotation, biological process: triglyceride homeostasis. The transcript is spliced from 5 exons. The record is from RefSeq and is a predicted model, not a curated record. Gene Ontology annotation, molecular function: long-chain fatty acid-CoA ligase activity; long-chain fatty acid transmembrane transporter activity. The coding region runs from base 570 to 2756 and encodes 728 amino acids.